CAACAUGUCUGCCUCCAUGGGUCGAUGUUUUGACGUUUCGCUUGGAAAACUUGAUGUGGACCUUAAAAAUGUGAAAAGCAUACUCGAGGCACCAGGCAGAAAAGUUCUGGCCUUGUUAUUUGUCGAUGGACAUGUCUCUUUAAUUGAAAAAGACAAGCCCCUGGUAGCUGAUUUGCGUAGACUUUCCGGUAUUGACAGUUUCUGUUGGUGCGAGGGAUACAACCACUUAGAUCAGCAUCUAACCUUCCGAACCUACAAUUCUAAGUUGAAAUGUAUAAAUGAAUGGAGCAUCCAGCUAUCAGAUGAAGGUGGAAUUAUCAACCAGCGAGCAGAAUGGAAAUUAUGUGACACAAUUGCAGAUAUUAAAAGAAACUACAAAGAGAUUCCAAUCCACCCAGAAAUUUGUAUUCUUCAACUUAAGUAUUGUCUGAUUCUACUGGUACACGAUGUUGUUGUGGUGGCAAAACUGAAUUUUUCUGGUUUGGUUGACAUUGUAAGGAGCUUUCAAGUAAGAGAGUUUACAUCUGAAGGUUCUGUUACAGACAUUGUUGUCAAGAAGAAUGUUGUUUUCAUUCUCAAAGAAAAUGGAUUUGUAUCUAUUUACUCAUUGACACAUGGUCAACUUGUUGCUGUUAUCAGAUUGAUUGAUUACUGGAAGCUGCUUUUUCCAGGUGCUGGAAUCCUGCCACAGAAUGGCAAAGCAACUCAUCUGGCUGUCUCCUCAAACCUUUGUCAUCUUUUGGUUUAUUUUACUGGCACAAAAUUUGGUUUGCAUCACAUUAAUUUGGAUGAGUACUUCUCUACUCACAUAUAUAGUUUUCAAAAAAUAGACACACUCAAUUUUGAGCAGAAUGUUGAUGAAGAUGAAGUUGAUUUUCACAAAAAAGUUAAUGCUAACAACAGAGGCUGGAAAAAACAGGUUGUAGGACUCAAGAGCAAAUUGCUGGUCAAAGGUCAUACCAAAGGUGUCGGAACAUCACCGUUACGUGACAAGUCUAAGCAUUGGUUUGAGAAUUUUGAGGAGAAUAAUCAAAACACUUCUACAAAAUUCAAAGAGGAAGAGAAUAAAAUUACUGGAUUUACUAAAAAGUUGACUCGCGGACAUGACCACCUAACUAGUAAAAGAAGUUCACCAGGUGUGUCCAAAGAAUUAGAAACAAUUUUUGACAGAAAAACAAAUCAUAAAUCGUUUGUAUUCAAAAUUCCAAGACCAUGCCGUCAGUCUGAAAUUAAAAAUGUGUCAGUUGCCAUGGAAAUAGCAACAUUGUGGUUCAAAGGUGACAGUGUUCAUCAUGGAAUGUUUCUGCUUGUUGACCUUCAAAACAAUCAACAGGAAUAUGUCAGCUUUACAGAGCCUACAGUUGUGUCAGUACCAUGUUCAGAUGGACAGGCCCCUCUGAUGAUAACAGAAACGACAAUGUCAGCACUUGCUAUUAAUGUUGAUCAGGAGUUCCUUGUCAACAAAGUUAUGACUUACGAGAAUGCAACCUUAGCUGAAAGACUCUGUGAAGGUAACAAUUGGGCUCAUUGCUCGAUCCCUAUACAUGCGCUAAAAGUAGGCUUGAAGCACAGGCAGCUGGAUACAAUUGCAUUCUUCCUAAAGUGUAGAGAAGGAGUUUUUAGAAACCAUGUUGAUAGUGAGCCGAUAAGCAGUACUUCAACUGAUAUUAAAGAACUCUGGGAAGCCAUUGAUUUAUUGUUAACAUCAAUUGUAGACAACAUGAGUGAACCACAGUCUAAGCAAUAUUCAGAUCAACUUGUCCAGUUAGCUUUAACCUUUGUCAACCAUCUUAUCCAAAAUACUUGGGAAACACAGACAUUACUUCAAGUGGAUUGUGUUGUUAAAACUGCCAGAGUUAAAGAAAUCAAAACUACAUCACAGAGACUUAUGGGUUAUGCAUGUGACUUAAGAGGUUUUUUAAAAGAUGCUCCGUCAUGGUGCUCUAAAACAAUAGAGGAUGUGCAGCACCAAAAAGAUUUAAUUGAAAGUGAAUGUUUAAAAGGUUAUUACUGGUUUGGCAAGCAAACGCAAAGUGCCAUCACAAAAUAUGGGUUGAAAUCAAGAAAAGCUAUUGUGGAGUCUGCAAUUUUAAACUCAUGCCUUCCACUUGCGCAAGCUUAUCUUUACCAGACCAUGGAUCACCCUGUUGCUAUGGAAUCUGCUAUACCUAGCAACAUAUCCAUGGAUAAACAUAUUGCUAUGGAAACGGUUGUACCUAGCAACAGUAUGUAUGAACUGAUUCAAAUAAGUAGGUCACUGGUGCUAAGAUCUUUGAUUGAUGGUGAUCUGAAAAAGGCCUCAAAGAUUCUCUUAAAUAUGGGCUUCAAUGUAAAUGUUGAGUUGAAGCACAUUUGCAUGCAGACAACCGAUAGAAGGGUCAGAGAUUUUUUGAUUUGUGAAUUACAGAAGAUGAGAGAAUUUGAUGUGGAAGAGAUAGCUGCAAUUGAAUUUAUAAAUCAUUUUGAGAAAAUUUACCCAAAGCAUAGCUUUGAAGAGGCAACACUGAAAGCAAUGGAAAGACAGAAUGAACAUUGGAAGGAACCAAUGAUAAUUGCAUGCAUUCCACAUGAAGAGAGUAAGGCCAGUACACCAUCACCCUCAUUUGAUGUAGAUCCUUCUACAUGUGAUGAGAGCAGUAUACCAUCAACCUCACUUGAUAUUGAUUCCUUUACCCUUGGAGAGGCUAGCAUACCAUCACCCUCACUGGACGUAGACUCGUUCAUCCUUGAUGAUCAUGAUCAUACCAACCUUCCACUGGAAUGGGUGAUACACUGGGACAAAGAAACUAGGGAGAGGAUCUUGUUUGAAAGGAUAAGUGAGCAAGAUUCCAAAGCUCCAGACAUCAUUCCAGAAGAGCAAAUUUCCAUGGAGUCUGCGUGGCAGUAUUUGACAAUGCGUGCAGAUUGGGAACAGAUUAAAACAUGGAUUAAAGCCAGUUUUCCAUUGGCUGAAGAAGAUGCUUCAGCCAUAAAAAUGCCUAUUAAUCAUCCACUAGAAUUGAGUGUUGCUAACAAGUUAGAAGAAGCCCCAGAUUUUAUGAAGAACUGGAUUUUAGAUGAACUGGCAACACGAGGAGUGUUUGCUUCAGAGGAGAUGCAAGAUUUUGAUAAGUUGUUGAAGCGAUUGAGUCGCAUCCACUGUGUAAUAUCAUCACAUCAUCCUCUAACUCUAGGUAGAGUGCAACUAAAUAUGAACAGUUUUUACAGCAAGUUUGUUGCAUUUUGUGUCCAACGUGAUCUACAUUCGGUUCUUUAUGAAUUCCUUGAUAAUAUGGACCUUUGUCUCAGUGACAGUGAUGUUACCAAGUUGGAAUUACCUGUUAACAAAUGUCCAUGGCUAAAUAUGAUGCUUCACUUCAGAUGGGUUGGCAAAUACCUUUCAGAUCCAAGUUGCAUGUUUCAAACUAGCCUUGCUUGCUCCAGAGUGUUCCUAAAAACAGUUCAACCAACUGUGAUGUCAUUGCUAGAAGCUGGUAGGGCAUUAGCUGCCAUGGCAACACUAAUGUAUGCACCAGGUACCCUUAAACAGGCAAUGACUCCUGUUGAAAACUCUGAUGAGGAACUCUGGAAAGUGGAUCAUGAACUUUUGGAGAGUUCAUUGCGCUCCUUUGGCACUCUGCACUCUGCUAUGUUUCCAAGCAGGGUUGAUGGUGUGCCAUUGCAACAUGUAUCUCUCUAUGAACUUCUUCAGGCUUACUUGCCCUUUGACAUGUCAAAAAUGUUUCUAUGGCAAUCAACAAAUGACCUAGCGAUCAGGGAACCAGAUAAACAUCAUGAGAUGCCACAUUUCUCUGACUCAGAGCUUGUAGCAAAAUACGGACACAAAGAGGAACUAGAUUUUACUUAUUACUUGAAACAAGGAAGACCAAGUUUUGCCUUCACCUCAUUUGUUGAAAAUCAGUUUGAACUUGGUGGAACCACCAAAAAACGAAUAAGCCAAGCCCAGGCAACAGCUUGUCUUAUUGCUCUGAGAAUGUUUGCUUGCCAAGGAGUUGCAGCUGGUUGUGUAGCUUUCAUAGAGAUGAUAGGCAGGGAGAGCACAAGGCUUAGGGUAGACUUGCAGACUUCCAACAUUAUCUAUAACUUUCAACAGAAAGAAGAAGAAUGGAGGAAACAGCACAAGACUCAGUGGCAACAGUGGCUGUUGACUGCUGAGAAGAAAAUUGCGGGAAGUAUGCUGAAUGCAUUUAAAAAACGUGGAAAAAAAAGCAGUGAGAUGUUAAAGAAAAUGCUGGAAGCUGCUAUUUCAAAUAGACUGGCUACAUCCAACAUACAUAGUUGUUCAAUGGAAGCAGCAAGAGCAUGGGACAUUGCUGUGAUGUUCUGUGGUUUCCAUCGGUUACCACUCUCAGAUGUUUACUUGAAGGAAUGUGCUAAGAUUGAUGACUGGCUGCAUUUCACAGUGUUUGCACACCAGCAUCAGUAUCCAAAGGAACAUGUUCUUGAACUUGUGCAGUUGUUCAAAAGUUCAAGUCUUAGUGAACAUCUAUCCCUUGCAUUUGAGAACCCUGUUUAUGGACCAUCAUUCCCACCAAAGGAACAGCAAGGUGUUUCCAAGCAAUCAACUGUCACUAAAAAAAAAUUAAUAACUCGAGAUUCAAGAACUAAUUACUUGUUUAAAGUUGGCUUUGAUAGCAGUAGAGUUGUUGGCAAGGAUAGUACAGAUGAGGGAGAAGAAGAUGAUAUAGAUGGAGAUUAUCUAUUAGUUAAAGAACAUUCUGGAAAACAAUUUGAUGAUCUCGUGCUGGAAAAUGUUGCAAGUGAUUUAUUUGGUGUGAUUCUUGCGUGUCAGUCAGCAUCCCAACCUGCCAAGAUGUUUCUUGCCUAUUCGGCAAUAUUCAAACAACCAUCUCUUGCUGUGCUGUCUGGUUGCUUUCAAAAUUCAAAUCUCCUUAAUUGCCUUUGUAUGUUUCUCAUGACAUCAAUGAGAAAUGAAGAUGUUGCUAUGGUAACAGGGACAGAGAUGGCCUCCCUUCAGUGGCAUGAAUGGACAGUGAAUGAAUUGAUGAAUAUUGUAGACAUUGCCAUGGAAACAAGAAAGACUCUAAUGUUGUGUAAAGCAUUCCAAAUUUUUCAGCCAAAUUCACCUUUAACAACAUUUCUGGAGUUCAUCUGUGAUUUUUGUGUGAAAUCUGAUGAAGUGGGUGCCGCAAAGCAUCUUGCAAAUUUUCAUGAUGCAUUUAUUCAAAUUGUGAAGAGCUCAUGCAGUUUGCAAGGGAGCACUGUGGCUGUGGAGAGUAUAACAGACAUCAGUAGCUCUAGGUUUAUAGAAAAUUCCAUCUCUAGAUUGACACUUUUGAUGUUCAAAACUUGUCGUAACUUUCCUGAAAUCUGCAGACUCUUAAAGUUAAUGGCAGGUGUAAAUUUCUCUGAAAUAUUUUCACAUCCAGUUGCAAAUUAUGCCAAGCUGUAUGAGUUGAGUUUGAUUAUCAAAAGCACGUCUGUACAACUGGACAUCAGAGAACUCCUGUCUGGGGAUGGGAGCAUUUUCCACAAACAUUGCCAAGAAGUGUUGGUAAACCUGCAAACAGUUAAAGACUUCGCCAGUGCUAAGCGGUUUGCCCUUGCAGCAGGAUUAAACAUGGAUCAUGUUGUUCUCCAUGAGUUAAAAGAUGAAUUACAACAAAUGAAGAAUAACUCUCAGUGGCAAUCAGAAACUGUCCGGCAUUUAUUUUGGGAGAAAUGCAAUAAAGAAUUACGAUCAUCUAGAAUAUCAAAUAAAGUUGCUUUCCAGUUUUUCAGAAGCAUUGCUAGUGAUCCAAGUCUGAAUUUGAGCACAAGUGAGAAGAUACUGAUCCUGUGUAUGGCUUUAGACUGGCUCUCAAAGGUUACUGCAACUACUUCUGCAAGCUAUGUUAGCUUGGAACAGGAAGUCUGGAGACUAAGGCUAGAUUUAGAAAUUGAGAAUAUCCAGAAUGAAGACCAUGGCAUAUCACUGCAUGAACAUCAUGUUAAUCCAAGAAAAUUUCAAGACAUAUUAGGGUCAGAUGUCAAAUAUCAUGGUCCAGAUGAAUUCCUGUAUUUAGCAGACUACGGGUUGACUGAUAACCAGCCAAAGCAACCUGCUGAAGCAGCUGCUCUUCAAAAGAUCGUUGGUGACUUACUUGGGAGAUUCUGCAUCAUUCAGGCCUUCAGAAUCUGCGACCAAUUCAAACAUUUCAGCCAAGACUUAACCGUAGUGUUAACAUGUAUAAAACUUGCUAGAGGAAAGGUAACAGUUGAUGAGCUAAGUGCUCAAAUGAAGACAUUACUUGCCAGAGGAAGAAGAAAGAGGCCAAGUUUGUCAGAGUCAAUGAACUCAUUAAAUAGAACAUACAGCUUAUCAAGCAUCUCUAGUGCAGGUGAUAUUGAUGAAUCUAAUGAAGUGUUGAUGUGUCUGGAGACAUUUUGUGAACAUUCCAAGGAUGGUAGGAAGUGUUGUGAAAGGAUCACUAACUGCUACAAGGUUGCUCAGAUCCUAAACUGUCCUUAUGAAGAAGUUGUGACUCAAUCCCUGAUUGAGACCCUGAAAAUCAUCCUUCAAUCAAACACACCGCAACAGUUUUCAACUGCUAAGGAUUUCAUCCAGACAACAGGAAUGAAUGAUACUGAUGUGUCCAGUUUCCUGGCAGACAUGAUUAUUAAGCAGGUGACAUUAAAAGCACAGAAACACCAACAGGGGCAAUAUGUUGUAGAUUCUUCUCAAGUACAACUGUCAAGGAAGCCAUCAGAUAAAGAAGAGUUGUCAAAGCUCAUUAAACUAUGUCAAAACCCUGCAACCCUUGGUAACAGACUCAUUCAGGAAGCAAAGGCACUCUUGGACAAUCCUUCCACCUCAAAAAUUGCUCACACACUUCUAGUUGAACUGAUUAUCCGAGCUCAUGAUUGCCACACCAUCUGCUGUAAUAUGGAAGGUAUCUCCAGUGUACUGAGGUUGUGCCGUGACUGUACCCCAGUACUUGGUAGGGCUGAAGAACAUAGGCUUAUGAUUCGUCUAAUUAUGGGAGUGGGACGUUACAGUGAGAUGAUGUAUGCGUUUGAAUAUCUCCACAAGGCAAAGAAAAUUGAACAGCUUGUCAAGGUUGGAUCUAAGGAUGGAAAGCUAAAAAUAGCUCUACUUGAUUACCUAAAACGGUGUAAACCUGCUGAUCCAGAAACAUACAACAUGGUUUCACUCAAGUUUAGAAUGCAUCGCGAAAUUGGAGAGAUGUUGGAGAAGGGUGCUUUAAAGAAUCUGAGGGCUCUGGCUGACAGGCCUAUGGAGACCAACAUUGAACUCCAAAACUGUUUGCAAGAAAUUCUGCAAGGUUUGACAGAGGCAGCUCAGAAUUAUGCCAAGGAGAACUGUUUACGUCAUGCAGAGCAUUGCAUUUGUCAGGCAAGAUUGGUGGCUCUUCAACUACACUUGUUGUCAAGCGAUAUGCGUGUGAUCAAUCUCGAUUCAAAUGAGUUUCACAAGUUUAUAACUCAUCAUGAAAAGUUCCAUGAGGCUUUGCUUGUUGCAAGAGCAUAUACUGAUCAGCAUGUCAACUGGUCUAAUGCCCUGUAUUAUAAUGUUAUUCAACAAGGCAACUUUAUGUUUCUUGACGAUUUUAAACGAAGCCUGAGGCUUGAAGAAUCACACUUUAUGGACGUGUCUGCAAGGUAUAAACAUGAUCAGGAAAAAAAGCCAGAAAUGAGAGAGAAUAUGGAACGUUUACUAAGUUACUGUAAAGAGUUAAAAACAGCAUAUGACAUAGCUACAGAACUAAACUUUCAAGAUAUUGCAAUGGACAUGUUGAAGGGAGAAGGUGGAUCUUAUCUACGAGAUGUAAUAUGACUACACAUCCUAUGGAUGUGAAAUAUGAUUGCUGAUAACUUGCACAUAUCUUAUUUUAAAACAACUACUGUAUUGCUAAUAUUGGUGCUGAUUAUGCUCAGGGGGAUGAGUGAAUUUUUCUAAUGUGAACUUUUUCACAACCUGGACAUUUCUCAACCUAGACAUCGCAGUUUGAAAGGUUUGGGGUAUGAAAUGAUGACAACCCAUUAGAAGUAAUGAUGAUAAUAGUAAUACUGAAAAAUGAAU
This is a messenger RNA of Anneissia japonica, 8044 nucleotides long. Its product is annotated as spatacsin-like. The transcript is spliced from 44 exons. Gene Ontology annotation, cellular component: axon; cytoplasm; synapse. Lineage: Eukaryota; Metazoa; Echinodermata; Crinoidea; Comatulida; Comatulidae. Gene Ontology annotation, biological process: axon extension; synaptic vesicle transport; chemical synaptic transmission. The record is from RefSeq and is a predicted model, not a curated record. The coding region runs from base 5 to 7798 and encodes 2597 amino acids.